UUAGUGUCUCCAGGAAAAGGAUCAUCAUAGUCCGCUGUCCGCCCCAACGGUUGUUGGGUGGACUAGGGCUUUUCUCUGUAGGAUCAGGGUUUCACUCUUCCCUUCCCCGUUCCCACGUUGUGAGCGAGAGAGAUCUUCUCAGAUCGUCAGGAUGUCGAUGGAGGAAGGUCCUACAGUUGCUGCCGAGUCACCAGCACCGGCUUUAGGAGAGCCAAUGGACAUCAUGACAGCUUUACAACUUGUUCUAAAGAAAUCACUUGCUCAUGAUGGGCUUGCUCGUGGCCUCCAUGAAGGAGCCAAAGCAGUUGAGAAGCAUGCAGCACAACUCUGUGUGCUUGCUGAGGAUUGCGACCAGCCAGAUUAUGUGAAGCUGGUUCGUGCGCUCUGUGCUGACCACAAUGUGAGCUUGAUAAGUGUUCCCAGUGCCAAAACUCUUGGCGAGUGGGCUGGGCUCUGCAAAAUUGAUUCGGAGGGAAAAGCCAGGAAAGUUGUUGGUUGUUCCUGUGUAGUUGUCAAGGACUAUGGUGAGGAAUCUGAGGGGCUUCAUAUUGUUCAGGAAUACGUGAAAUCUCAUUGAUUUCAGGGGCUUCUCUUUAAAGUAUUUGCUGAGGACUAGAAUGGUCUUUAGUUAGAAAUCAGUCUUGGUGUGUGUGUCGGCUGCCGUAUUUUGAGGAAUGGAUCAGCUUUUCUGGUCGAUCGGUGGUCUUUUUCACAUUAAAUAGGGUAGAUAUCUCAGCUCUCUUUCCUCUCGUUCAUCAGUAGUUUGCUUUUGUCAGAACAUUCCAAUUUUAUACUGAAUGAUAACGUCUCUCUUUUGUGUA
This is a messenger RNA of Nymphaea colorata (pocket water lily), 821 nucleotides long. RefSeq names its product 40S ribosomal protein S12-like. NCBI's taxonomy places the organism in Eukaryota, Viridiplantae, Streptophyta, Magnoliopsida, Nymphaeales, Nymphaeaceae. Gene Ontology annotation, biological process: translation. Gene Ontology annotation, molecular function: structural constituent of ribosome. Bases 152 to 577 code for a protein of 141 amino acids. Gene Ontology annotation, cellular component: cytosolic small ribosomal subunit; ribosome. The record is from RefSeq and is a predicted model, not a curated record. The transcript has 4 exons.